Molecule: messenger RNA, 1401 nt
Organism: Rubroshorea leprosula
Lineage: Eukaryota; Viridiplantae; Streptophyta; Magnoliopsida; Malvales; Dipterocarpaceae
Source: the annotation of a GenBank genome assembly
AUGAUAAAUUUGAUAAGGUGAAGGGCUCAAAAUAAGUUUUUGUCGACAAUAUUAAUCUAGUCUUUCUCACAGUCUUUCAUUAUCUCAAUCUCUAUGGCGUUAACCGGAGCCACAUCCAUCAAAGCAAUAGCUGAAUCAGGUGACUUCACCUCCUUCCCUUCCAACUACACCUUCACGAAUGAUCCCCAUAAUGAAGCUGAUCCAGAUCCAGAAGAAUCCAUUCCCAUUAUUGAUCUCUCCCUCCUCACCUCUGGCUCUGCUGAUCAACGCUCCAAGAUCAUCCAUGAUCUCGGCGAAGCUUGCCAAGAAUGGGGAGUUUUCAUGGUUAUAAAUCAUGGAGUUCCUGAGAGUCUAAUUGGGAAGAUGUUCGAUUGUUGUCAACAAUUUUUCGAUCUACCAGAAGAGGAAAAGAAGGAAUUUCAAGGGAAGCAUGUGCUGGACCCAAUAAGAUAUGGCACCAGCGUUGAUAACUUUUCCAAUGGUAAAGUUGUCUUCUGGAGAGAUUUCAUCAAAUUCUUUGUACACCCGGAGUUUUACUCACCCAAUAAACCUCCCAACUUCAGUGACAUUUCCAUGGAGUACAGCAAAGGAAUUCAUCAAGUGGUGAGGGAAUUGCUCAAAGGAGUAUCAGUGAGCCUAGGAUUGGAAGCAUCUUAUAUAGACAACGCCAUGAAUCUUGAAUCGGGGUUUCAACUCUUAGCUGCAAACCUCUACCCACCGUGUCCAAAGCCGGAGCUAGCAAUGGGCAUACCCUCUCACACCGAUCAUGGCCUCUUGACAAUUCUGAUACAAAAUGGCGUCGAUGGGCUGCAGGUGCUGCGCAAAGGGAAAUGGGUCAACGUGAAACCUGUUCCAAACUCUCUUGUGGUUAACACUGGCGAUCACAUUGAGAUUUUGAGUAAUGGGAAGUACAAGAGUGCUGUGCAUCGAGCAGUGAUAAAAAGUGAGGUUGCAAGGAUGUCUCUUGCGUUGGCAAAUGGGCCAUCGCUUGACACGGUUGUGACGCCUGCAAUAGAGCUGGUGGACGAGGAGAAUUCAGCAGGGUAUGUUGGGAUGAAGUAUAAGGAAUACCUCGAACUCCUAUAUAGCAAGCUUAGCGGUCAAUCCUGCUUAGACCAUGUAAGGGUUUCAAGCAAUCUGAAAUAGGUAUGCUGGGCAGCUGUGGCUGCACCAUGGGUGGGUGUCCGGUUUAUUUACUCUAAUAAACAAUUUUCGUGUUUGGUUAUAAGUUUCGAAAAUUUGUACUCAAUAAUCAUAAAAGGGACCAUAAGGGCGCUUUUUAGUUAUUGCAGUUGGAGGAGGGCUCAGUCUUUGUGGGUUCGCUUGGAUGCCUAGUUGAGCCAAGGAGAUGGAUCCUAUGAACUUGAUGGUCAGAUACGUAAAUAAAGAAAUUUGAUUUGA